AUGAGAAGUAAACCCGGAUUAACGAGCAGUAACCCGCUUUGUCCGGUAAAACUACCGCAGUCUCGCGCAGUCGUCAAGGCAACCGGGAGGAGAAAAGGCGAGAAGUGUCUUCAGGGCUGCGUGUCCGUGGACAUCAAAGCUUCGACUGUCUGGGAUAGAAACCGAAUUAACCACCUACCUAAUGUGAAGGAGCCGAAGCGGAUUGAGAGGCUCGUUCAGUGCGGGAUCGGGAGGAGUCCAGGCCGGCGUGGAUUUCACCUUUUGUCUUCGGAGCUCCGGUGGUGGAUGUGA
Messenger RNA from Xyrichtys novacula (pearly razorfish), 291 nucleotides. NCBI's taxonomy places the organism in Eukaryota, Metazoa, Chordata, Actinopteri, Labriformes, Labridae. The record is from the annotation of a GenBank genome assembly.